UAGAGCUGCAGUCUGGAGGGGAUCCUCUGUCGCUGCCCCGCGCAUGCGCGGAGUUUCGCUUUGCGCUCCCUGUGCGACGGCGUGGGGAGAGCUCGGAGGGCCGCGGGUGGCCAGCGCUGGGCAGGGGUCAGCGGAGCUCCGCGAGCAGGAGCUGGCGCCAUGGCUCCUGUGCUGAAUCUCAACAAUGAGGUGGUGAAGAUGAGAAAAGAUGUGAAGAAGGCCAGGGUCCUGACUGUUCGCAAACUAACCAGACACAUCAAAAAGCUGAAGUUGAAAAAGGGUUCAGAAGACGUGAAAUUAAAGAACCAAAAGCGAGUUGAGAGAUUAAUAGAAGAAAUCCAUGCCAUGAAGGAAGUAAAGCCAGAUGAAGUUACCAGACUUGCUCUUAGGACAGAAGUUAAUUUUGAAAGUGUCUGCAGAAAGCCAAACUGUACUGCAGCUGAACGAGCCAUUGCAAGACUUGCAACACAUCCCAUCUUGAAACCCAGAUUUGUUGAACUUAAAGCUGCUGUAACAUCUUUUAAGGAUGCAAGAAAGAACCCAGACAAAGCCACUCCUUUGAAAAAGGCUGCAUCAGAGGAACAGGCUCAAUCAGCACAAGUUUCCAAAAACAAUUUGGAUGACCAAGCUCUUAAACUAGCUCAAAAACAGCAAGGAUGUGAACACAAAACAAAAAUUAGCAUGAAAAUAGAAACUGACAGAGUGCCCAAAGAACUUUGUGAGAGUGACUCUGAGCAAAAAACUGUGGAAGUGGAGAAAAUGUGUGCUCCAGAAGACUCAUCACUUCAGGCAGCAGAAAUUCAAGUGGUCACUCAGAAUAAAACAGAAAAGAAAGAUGCCUAUCAGAAAAGGAAAGAAAAUAUGAAUGUGAACAAAUUAAAUGCAAUAAAAGAAAGAAAGAAUGAUAAUCGUAAACAGAAGCAUCCUAAUGAAGAUGACUACUUUGAUGAUAGUACUGAAGAGAGGUUUUAUAACCAGUCAUCAGAUUCUGACAGUGACAGCAGUGAUGAUUUCUUCAUUGGCAAAGUAAAACGAAAGAAAAGAGUAGCAGCAGUUACUGACAUUUCUUCAGCAAAAGAAAAGGACAGACUACAGGAAAAGAAAAUCCUGAAGAAAGAAAAGAACACAGCCCUUGAGACAGCACAAGACUUUGGCAUGGAAAAAGGAAAGCCACAUGCAAAAGGAAGCAAGUUAGAAUCAAUGUUCUGCGAUUCUUUGUCUACCCCUAAUCAGAAAAAUGAAAACCGAAGAAGAAAUCCUAAGGACCAGCCUCUUAGAAAUGGAAGAACAGCUCUUCUCCAAAAGGAACCACAGCUCAAGAAGCAACAAUUUGCAAAAGCUGGAAAUAUUAAAUAUGACAGUAAGAAAGCACGUUUGGAGCAGCCUCUUCAUCCGUCAUGGGAAGCAAGCAAGAGGCGCCGGGAACAAAUGUCUUUAAUUACAGCAUUCCAAGGGAAAAAGAUCAAAUUUGAUGACUAGGCUAUGUGUAAGCUGAGUUUUUUAAAAAAGGAUCCGUACAGUUUUGCAUCCUGUGAUAUUUUCUUAUGAAGUAACAAGUCCUGUUUGAACCUUUCUGUUACACUGUCAUUAUCAUUCACAACCUACAGAAGGUAACUGCUAGAACUUACCCUCUGUUAGUAAUGAAGAUUGCUUUCAUUUAUUCAGUGUGCUGUCUGUUGAUUAAGUUUGUAUGGUCUUGGUUCAUAAAUCCCAGAGUGUUGUGCCACCAUUCUUGAAAUACAGCUUAAUGCGAAUGAAUGAGGUUUAGGACCAUUACUUGUAGAGAUUCUUUGGAGCUGUUGGUUUGGGUUUUUUUUGGGGGGGUGAGGGCAGGGGAGUGGAAUAUGUUAAAAUUCUAAUUUUUAGCUGCAUGAGAACUUGGAUGUCAAAAGAGGGGAAAAUACUGUAGUGAGGGGAAAAUACUGAAUUGAUGAUCCUGUGAAUUGUAUCUCAUUUGUUAAAAAGAGAUUCAUAAACUUACUGAGACUUGACAAUUCCAAUAAUGUGUCAGGUAGCUGGAGAAGCCAAUUUAUAGUAUGCUUAAUGUGAAAAUUUCUGGAGAGAAUAAAAUAUUAUCCUGUUAAA
Pogoniulus pusillus (Red-fronted tinkerbird) is the source of this 2085-nucleotide messenger RNA. It is a transcript of the gene SRFBP1, whose product is annotated as serum response factor binding protein 1. The coding region runs from base 160 to 1479 and encodes 439 amino acids. The record is from RefSeq and is a predicted model, not a curated record. The transcript is spliced from 8 exons. NCBI's taxonomy places the organism in Eukaryota, Metazoa, Chordata, Aves, Piciformes, Lybiidae. Gene Ontology annotation, cellular component: 90S preribosome; nucleus. Gene Ontology annotation, biological process: maturation of SSU-rRNA.